CCAAGCUCACCUCCACUCACGCAAAACAUCACUAUUCCAAUUCAAGACUAAAAACAAGUCUUGGUCGUGCGAUACGGAAACAUGGGAUUCUUCUCCCGCCUCUUCACCUUCAUCGGGCUGGUGUUGCUCGCCCAUGCAGGAUACUCCGCCCACGAACACACCCUCCUAACCAGCAGCAACACCCACACCCUCUAUUCGACGACCACAGCAACCACAACCACCCCCCAUCUCCCCCCGGACAUCGUCAUCGAAGCCCUCGUGGCUCUCGUCAUCGUCUCCGUGGGCCUUGUCCUCGGCACCGAAAAACUUAAACCCAUUAGCUGGAGGGAUUGGGCCGGGGAGAUCGAGCGCGAAGGGAACGCCCGGCAUCCGUAUCGGCGAUUGGAUGAGCGGUAUUCGUUUUGGGAUGUGAGGGCAAAGAGGAAGGAGUUUGCGGACUGGAUCAGGGCGGCGGAUUUGGGAGAGAUGGUUGAGGAGAAAAAAUAGCGGUAUCUUCUGGGAUUGUCUGUCUAUAUGAUGAUUGGAUCUGGUGGGUUUGUUAUGAGGAUGGCCCGGAAUAAUCUCAGUCUGUUUUUGGGGCGGGUGAGGUUAUCUGGGUAGAUAGAUUCAGGGUACAUGUCAAGUAUCAAGUAUUUCUCUUCUAUGUGCUUCUUCUGUUUUCAUGAUAGGUCGGUGAUAUGUGUCGUUGUCAAGUUGAGAUUUGGUGAAGC
Molecule: messenger RNA, 710 nt
Organism: Aspergillus saccharolyticus JOP 1030-1
Lineage: Eukaryota; Fungi; Ascomycota; Eurotiomycetes; Eurotiales; Aspergillaceae
Product: membrane magnesium transporter family protein
Exons: 3
Coding region: 82-486 (134 amino acids)
Biological process (GO): protein folding in endoplasmic reticulum
Cellular component (GO): EMC complex
Source: RefSeq, a predicted model, not a curated record